AUGAUUAUCUACACUGACAUCAUCUCCGGCGACGAGAUUCUCUCGGACACCUAUAAAAUCACCCCCGCGGAGGACUGCCCCAUCCUGUGGGAAACCAACUGCCGCAAGUACACCAAGAAGGUCGGCGAGGAUUUCGAGCUUGCUGGUGCCAACCCCUCCGCUGAGGAUGCCGCCGAUGAUGACAACGGCGAGGCCGAGAUGGUCAUGGUCCACGACAUUGAGGACCAGUUCCGUCUCGUCUGGUUGAAGGUCGAGGAGGGCCUCAAGCCUUCCAAGGAUGCCUUCAAGGCUCACCUGAAGGCCUACAUCAAGAAGAUCAACAAGGCCCUUACCGACAAGGGUGACGAGGAGGCCGUCAAGGAGUUCCAGAAGCACGCUGGUGCGGCCAUGAAGAAGAUCAUUGCCAAUUACGACGACUACGACAUCCUCAUGGGCCAGAGCAUGAACGGUGACGCUAUGCACGUUCUCAUCAACUUCCGUGAGGAUGGUGUCACCCCCUUCGCCACCGUCUGGAAGCACGGCUUCAAGGAGAUCAAGGUCUAA
Molecule: messenger RNA, 543 nt
Organism: Penicillium longicatenatum
Lineage: Eukaryota; Fungi; Ascomycota; Eurotiomycetes; Eurotiales; Aspergillaceae
Product: translationally-controlled tumor protein
Exons: 4
Coding region: 1-543 (180 amino acids)
Cellular component (GO): cytoplasm
Molecular function (GO): calcium ion binding
Source: RefSeq, a predicted model, not a curated record